Molecule: messenger RNA, 641 nt
Organism: Saprolegnia parasitica CBS 223.65
Lineage: Eukaryota; Oomycota; Saprolegniomycetes; Saprolegniales; Saprolegniaceae
Exons: 1
Coding region: 13-591 (192 amino acids)
Source: RefSeq, a predicted model, not a curated record
UCUGCAAUUGCCAUGGUUGCGCUACCGUCCUCCUACCACCUCCACAAGGCCAUGAUCCACCUGGUCCUCCGCGCCCUGCAAGCGGGCGGCGCCUUCGUGGCCAUGCUCACGGCCACGGCCGUCACGGGCCUCUCGUACGCCGACUACAGCCUCGUCGUCGCCUACACGGGCUGGAUGGCGUCCAUGGGCAUGGUCGGGCUCCUGCUUCUGCACAAGGUGCCCGUCGUGUACCCGACCAAGACGGCGCUGCUCGCCCAUGAUGCGGUGCUCGGCGCGCUGCUGUUCAUUGCAGGCAUCGCCAUGGCUGCGUCCAAGAUGCUCUCGGACGCCUGCAAGCUCCAGAGCGCGUUCGACCUGACCAACGGCAUCAACUGCUCGUCGUAUCGCGCAUCGACCGCAUUCCUUUUUAUCGUGGCGGUCCUCCACUUGAUCUCGUUUGGCUUGACCAUGGUCGACUAUUCGAGCCCGAAGGUCCCGAUGGAAGAUGCACUCGAUAUGAACGACGCGUUCAGCGCCAACGAGCCGCGCACGCCCCGCGGCGAGUACCCCGGCGAGUACGUCCCGCCGCAGGAACACCUCGCCCAAGUGUAAUUCCGUUGCGUCAAAGCUAACAUGUAUGUCAUUUCUUUUCGAAAAGUGGG